GAAGCCAGCUACCUCGGGACAACACGCUCUUUGUACACUCCGCCAUCUUUCUUUACAUCUCUCUCUCUUUCUCCGUCGAGCAGAUCUCUCGUGAAAAACGACAAUGUCGACCACUUUCAGCGCCUUGGUCUCCACGCAAGCCACUUCUCUGGCAACACCAACGAGGAUUAGUUUCCAGAAGCCAGCUUUGGUUUCGAGGACUUAUCUCUCCUUCAACCUACGCCGUUCAAUCCCUACUCGUCUCUCAGUUUCUUGCGCGGCCAAACCAGAGACAGUUGACAAAGUGUCUGAGAUUGUCAGGAAGCAACCAGUGCAACUCUCACUGAAACCCGAACAAAAAGUCGUUGCAGAAACCAAGUUUGCUGAACUUGGAGCAGAUUCUCUCGACACUGUUGAGAUAGUGAUGGGUUUAGAGGAAGCGUUUGGUAUCGAAAUGGCGGAAGAGAAAGCACAGAAGAUUGCAACAGUUGAGGAAGCUGCUGAACUCAUUGAAGACCUCGUGCUACUGAAGAAGUAAUCUAGUAGUAUUAAUCGCCUCCCAAUGAAGUUAAACCCAUAAGGCUUUGUGUUUGUUGUUUUCAUAUGUUUUUCAGUCAUUUUCUUUUAAUGUGUCGACCUACUACUGUCUUUGUCCUAGUUGUUUGGUAGUAGUAUCUGUAGUCACGGAUUGCUAUUUGUCUCUUCAAACUUUUGGUGCGUAAAAAUUCAGAAUAACAUUUGAAUGAAUCUCAUUUACAUAUGAA
Messenger RNA from Raphanus sativus (radish), 743 nucleotides. RefSeq names its product acyl carrier protein, chloroplastic. Gene Ontology annotation, molecular function: acyl carrier activity. Gene Ontology annotation, biological process: fatty acid biosynthetic process. The record is from RefSeq and is a predicted model, not a curated record. NCBI's taxonomy places the organism in Eukaryota, Viridiplantae, Streptophyta, Magnoliopsida, Brassicales, Brassicaceae. Bases 104 to 517 code for a protein of 137 amino acids. The transcript is spliced from 4 exons.